AUGGGUGCUUCUCCGAGUGGAAUCUGUCCAAUGCACAUGCGAAUACCAGUAAACCCUGUGCUACAACCAGGAUGCAAUCGCGAGCGUUUCUCAACUGAGACUCGCCGGAACUAUGAACGUCAGCUGGACGUGGUCAACCGGCGAAUUGCUAAUGGUCAGCCUGUCGAUUCAGAGUCUUUGUACAAAGAUGAUGUGACCAUGCAAUUCUACGUUGCACAGUAUCGCGGUUAUCACUAUAAUAUAGCGAAAUGGGGCGACACACAGCGUCGAGACCAUCGAAAAUCAAGAAAACUAUCUGGUCCUGUAUAUAGUAUGUCAGUCCCGACGACCAACACACGGGAAGAGUCGGCACUUACUUUAAGUGAAAUUUUUCUCGCCUUUCAGGCACCGGCAGCGUGGCGCUAUCCAAAUUAUACUUUCACUAGUCUUGCAGAUCUAGUGCAACAGGCGUACACCAACGACUACGUCAGAUUUCAUCAUAUGAUUCGGUCAGAGGAUCUUAUCUUGAAACCACGAUGGAACCGAGACCGCAAGGCGGAGCGACCUUACUCUGGUGUAGUGUAUGUCUUGCUUCAUCCAAUUGGCGACUAUGCUGCUUCUGAUGCUGCAGAGCAACAGUCACCAAAUCACCUCACAUCACUUAAUUAUAGUGGUCGAGUUCAAAUACCUGUCGUUAUCGCCCCAGAACGAGAAACGUCUUUUCCAGGCUACAUUCCAAAGGACCGGCUCGUCUACCAACAUGUAGCACGAUAUCCAUCGUUUGAACAUGAAUGGCGUCAAAAUUUCUACACAAAAUAUGGAUUAACGGAGAGACUCUAUCAAGAACUGUCGAAGCUAUUAGACAAUCAUCCACCGCAUUCGAAAGAGCGGAUUCAGACAGAAUUACUUUUAGCCGAAUGGUUGUGUUGCUAUCACGGUUUACGGCUGGUAGAGCUAGCGCGUCGCAUUGCUGAAGACGAUUGA
Rotaria socialis is the source of this 963-nucleotide messenger RNA. Lineage: Eukaryota; Metazoa; Rotifera; Eurotatoria; Philodinida; Philodinidae. The record is from the annotation of a GenBank genome assembly.